Messenger RNA from Balaenoptera acutorostrata (minke whale), 2703 nucleotides. RefSeq names its product melanoma-associated antigen D4-like. The record is from RefSeq and is a predicted model, not a curated record. Gene Ontology annotation, cellular component: nucleus. The transcript is spliced from 3 exons. Gene Ontology annotation, biological process: negative regulation of transcription by RNA polymerase II. The coding region runs from base 1 to 2703 and encodes 900 amino acids. Lineage: Eukaryota; Metazoa; Chordata; Mammalia; Artiodactyla; Balaenopteridae.
AUGCCUCGGGGCCGGAAGAGCAAGCGCCGUGCCCGCGAGAAACGCCACCAGGCCCGGGCGGAGACUCAGAGUCUCAAGGGUGCCCAGGCCACUGAGGCGGCGGCAGCGGCGGCGGCAGCAGAGAUAGAAGAGUCGCCCUCCUCCCCCGCUUCUGUUUCUCGGGGUACUCCCCCGAGCUCCCGUGCUGCUGGCGCUCGCCGGGAGCCUCGGGGAGCCCCAGCCACUAGCUCUCGUGAUGCAGGGGUUUCCUGCCCAGGAUAUGAAGAGGGUGCCCGGGCGAGCCAAGAUGAGGAAAGUGCAAGUACCUCCCAGGAAGCACCUUCCACUCACAGCACUUGCAUAGAUCCUCUGUCCAUGAAGGCCAGCAUGUUGGUGCAGGUCCUGCUGGAGAAGUACAAGCUGAACGAGCCCAUCCGGCAGGCAGAAAUGCUGAAGGCUGUCAGCAAGAAGUACAAGAAGCACUUCCCUGAGAUCCUCAGGAGAGCCUCUGAGUGCAUGGAGCUGGUCUUUGGCCUCGAGCUGAAGGAAGUCAACCCCACCCGUCACACCUACACCCUCAUCCGCAAGCUGUCAGUCCCCAGCGAGGAAAGUCCGAGUGAUGAGUUGGGGCUGCCCAAGUCCUAUCUCAUGAUGAUGCUCCUGGGCAUGAUCUUCAAGAAGGGCAACCGUGCCACCGAGGAGGAGACCUGGGAGUUCCUCAAUGCGUUGGGUUUGUAUGCUGGGAGGAGGCACUUGAUCUUUGGGGAGCCCAGGAGGCUCAUCAGCGAAGGUUUCGUGCAGCAGAAGUACCUGACGUACCGCCAGGUGCCCAACAGCGAUCCUCCGCGCUAUGAGUUCCUGUGGGGCCCGAGAGCCCUGGCUGAAACCAGCAAGAUGAAAGUGCUGGAGUUUUUGGCCAAGGUCGCUGGUACCGUCCCCAGUGCCUUCCCAGAUCUCUAUGAGGAGGCUCUGCAAGAUGAGGAAGAGAGAGCAGGAGUGAGAGCCGCGGCCAGGGCUGCAGCUGUGGCUGAGGGCAGUGCACUUCCAGGGCCAAGGUGCCCUCAUUGCCUGCCUUCCUGCCCACACUCCCGCCUGCUGGCCCUGACCUGUGUCAUCGUGCCUCGGGGCCGGAAGAGCAAGCGCCGUGCCCGCGAGAAACGCCACCAGGCCCGGGGGGAGACUCAGAGUCUCAAGGGUGCCCAGGCCACUGAGGCGGCGGCAGCGGCGGCGGCAGCAGAGAUAGAAGAGUCGCCCUCCUCCCCCGCUUCUGUUUCUCGGGGUACUCCCCCGAGCUCCCGUGCUGCUGGCGCUCGCCGGGAGCCUCAGGGAGCCCCAGCCACUAGCUGUCAUGAUGCAGGGGUUUCCUGCCCAGGAUCUGAAGAGGGUGCCCAGAGCCAAGAUGAGGAUAGCGAGUCACAGAUGAGCGGGCCUGCCCCAUCCUGGACGGUUCGUCUUUCCCUCCCCUACCUGGACACCGGUGGUUGGAGCAUGCCCAGAGAUCCUCCCUCUCGUGGUCAAGGACCACUGCUAGGUUUCCAGCCAUACCAGGACCAAGCAAGACAAAACCGCCAGCACAGGUUGACGCAGGCGCACCAAGACCGAGAAGGUGACUCAAGCUGCCCUCAUUGCCUGCCUUCCUGCCCACACUCCCGCCUGCUGGCCCUGACCUGUGUCAUCAUGCCUCGGGGGCAAAAGAGUAAGCGCCGUGCCCGUGAGAAACGCCACCAGGCCCGGAGUGAGGCUCAGCGUCUCCAAGAUGCUCAGGCCCCUGCAGCAGAGGAAGAAGAGUCUCUCUCCUCCCCCACCCCUCCUCUUGGUGGUAAUCUCCAGAGCUCCCCUGCUUCUGGGUCAGAUAGAAGAUCCCAGGGGUCUCGGAAAGCCCCAUCCACUACCACUACUUCUGCAGGUGUUUCAUGCACAAGAUCUGAUGAAGGUGCCAAGAGCCAAGAUGAAGAAAAACCAAGUACCUCUCAGGCAUCACUCAGCACUGAUUUUUCCUGCAGAACCGCUGCAGACCAGAAGGCAAUUCUGUUGGUGCAAUUCCUGCUGCGCAAGUAUAACAUGAGAGAGCCCAUUACAAAGGAGGGUAUGCUGAAGCAUGUCAUCGGAAAGUACAAGGAGCACUUCCAUGAGAUCCUCAGGAGAGCCUCUGAGCUGAUGGUGCUGGCUUUUGGCAUUGAUGUGAAGGAAGUCGAUCCCACCAGGCACUGCUAUGCCCUUGUCAGCAAAUUUCAGCGCACCAGUGAUGACAGGAUGACGGGUGAGGAGAUCAUGCCCAAGACCGGCCUCCUUAUGACAGUCCUCUGUGUGAUCUUCAUGAAGGGCAACUGCGCCACUGAGGAGGAUAUCUGGGAAGUACUCAAUGUGAUGGGGAUAUAUGCUGGAAAGAAGCACUUCAUCCAUGGGGAGUCCAAGAAGCUCAUCACCAAAGAUUUGGUGCAGGAAAGGUACCUGGAGUACCGCCAGGUGCCCAACAGUGAUCCUCCGUGCUGUGAGUUCCUGGGGGGCCCGAGAGCCCUGGCUGAAACCAGCAAGAUGAAAGUCCUUGAAUUCUUGGCCAAGAUUCAUGAUACGGUCCCCAGUGCCUUCCCACUCUUGUAUGAAGAGGCUUUGAGAGAUGAGGAAGAGAGAGCCCGAGCCAGAUUUGCAGCUAUGCUUCUCACUGGUGCUGUGGCCAGUGUGCAUUCCGGGGCCGACUUCUGGGGCAGCUUCUCCCACCUGUAG